Messenger RNA from Notodromas monacha, 345 nucleotides. The record is from the annotation of a GenBank genome assembly. Lineage: Eukaryota; Metazoa; Arthropoda; Ostracoda; Podocopida; Cyprididae.
AUGGGAAUUGCAGGGGGCAGGUUUGCCUUCUCCAUCUAUGACUUUGACGGCAACGACACCAUGGACGCCUUCUUCCUUGGCGACUGCCUCAGGGCACUCAACUUGAACCCCACCAAUGCAGCUGUUGAGAAGUUGGGUGGCACCAAGUUGAAGAAGCAAAAGUUCCUCAAGGUGGAGGAAUUCCUGCCCAUCUUCGCCGAGGUGAAGAACUCCAAGGAUGAGGGCAACAAUGAGGACUUCCUCGAAUGCCUCCGCCUCUAUGACAAACAUGACGACGGCAAGAUGCUCUUUGCUGAGCUCCAGCACAUCCUCCUGGCCGUUGGCAAGUAUACUUUUGUCAUUUAG